AUGGAAAAAAGCCCUAGUUUGAUUUUAAUGCCAUUCAAGGAUGAUAAGGCUAAUACGGAUGGCAACGAGGAGCUGCCAAAGGAGCUUCGACACGAGUUGAUGCCACGACACUUGGCAGUGAUAUUGGAUGGCAAUCGGAGGUUGGCUAUGCAAAGUGGCCUUAGCCCUAUUGAUGGUUAUCUUCAUGGAGUAGAGCUUGAUUUCCUGCUCGAGGUUUUGGAGCAUUACCUAAUACGCAUUUCUCGUAGGAGUAACCUAAGUUUUUCAAAAGGAAACAUGAUUAAAGGAAAGUUGAUAGCUCAAAGGGUUCAAUUUAGGGCGUUUUUCGAGUCAUGUCAUUUUCGAGCUGUAUGUUAUGGAGGACGAGUUUCAGUGAUUGGUGAUACAUCUUUACUACCCAAUUCCUUACAAGAACUAAUUGAACAAAUUGAAGAAGAAACAAAAGACAGCAUUGAAAGUCAUCUGAUUUUAGAAAUGAAUAACAGUGGCCAGAAUGAUAUAAAUCAUGCUUGUCAAACAUUGUAA
Molecule: messenger RNA, 525 nt
Organism: Chenopodium quinoa (quinoa)
Lineage: Eukaryota; Viridiplantae; Streptophyta; Magnoliopsida; Caryophyllales; Amaranthaceae
Product: dehydrodolichyl diphosphate synthase 4-like
Exons: 5
Coding region: 1-525 (174 amino acids)
Biological process (GO): plastid membrane organization; response to cold; polyprenol biosynthetic process
Cellular component (GO): chloroplast stroma
Source: RefSeq, a predicted model, not a curated record